ACUUCUAAUACGUUUUUUAUCAUGUCCACUACUACUAUUAGCGUUCGAGGAAAUUUAACCACACGCGACGAUAUCCCGUAUACCAAGUAUUUCGAACUUUGUUCGUACGAGAAUUGGUCUCUUCACCAUUACGUCUCCCUUAUACUUGAUAAUUAUAAGUUUGCGGAGAAAGAAACAGCACAUCUUUUAUUUUAUAAUACUCUGCUGUCUAUUAGUGAUAGUCUAUGUAUAUCGCAAGAAAUUCGGGAGACCGUUCAAAAACUCCUAAAAAAUAAAAAGAUACUUGUACCUAUUAGAAUGACUAGUAGGAACUAUGGAAGUAUUGAAAUGGAUGCGUUUGUUAGGAUGGCUAAUAAACAUCAUGGAACCGAUACAGAGAAGGUAAAUAGCUUAUGGAGGAAAGCUGGCAAAGCAAGGAAGAUGUCGCCACCACCAAUAGAUCCGGUUAUAACGAUCUCAUCUUCGAAAAAACAACGCAUAGUUCCCGAUAUAAGCCGUUUUUGCCCAGAUGCAGAAGUACCUUUGCAAGCCAACGGAUCAGUAGACGUUUUUGAAGUGGUGAAGUCUACUGUCCGCAUAUUCGACUCAAAAACAAUUGCCCUUGGAUCUUCUCGCUCCUAUAAGAGAUCGAAUCAUUUGCUAGUAGAUUCUAAACCGAAUGUAAAAGUUCCCCGGGAGAGUACCUACGAUGCUGAGAUGUAUAGAAUCCUAGUAAAUUGGCUUGUGAAGGUACAUGGAUUUGAAGUUACUGGCCAGUGGCAUCUCAAACAAGUUUGUGAGGAUGGUGAUUUCCAUCAUUUUUAUUGCGACCUGACAAUAAAGAAUGCCGAUGUCCCUAAUCCUGUAGCAGUAAUAGAAGUCCUAGCCAGUGGAUCCGUCCCUAAAAUAAAAAAACAUUUUGAUCAAGUUCUAAAGUAUGCCGACCAGCUUUGCCCUGAGGAAGUUUGGAUCGUGCAUUUCUCUAGGGAGGAUUCCGUUGUAUCUGACCCAUACUGGCCGAGCGAAAAGCUUCAGGAUAGGGGGUUAAAUGUCAUUCACUUCUGGCAUGAUGAAG
This is a messenger RNA of Racocetra persica, 1054 nucleotides long. The record is from the annotation of a GenBank genome assembly. NCBI's taxonomy places the organism in Eukaryota, Fungi, Glomeromycota, Glomeromycetes, Diversisporales, Gigasporaceae.